Messenger RNA from Solanum lycopersicum (tomato), 324 nucleotides. RefSeq lists its product as uncharacterized. The record is from RefSeq and is a predicted model, not a curated record. NCBI's taxonomy places the organism in Eukaryota, Viridiplantae, Streptophyta, Magnoliopsida, Solanales, Solanaceae.
AUGGAUGAUUAUAGAUCAAAAUGUUAUGGUGAUGGUAUUGAACAAUAUCGUGAACCCCAAUUUUCUAAUGGUUACGGUGCAACUUCUGUUGGUGCACCACCCUUACCACCACCUCCAGCCCAUCACAACAAAGAUUCGAAGCUUAAGAAAGGGAAAAGCACUAGUGGGUCAUCUUGGAAUUUCAAUGAUCCUGAGUUUCAGAGGAAGAGAAGAGUUGCUAGUUAUAAAGUUUAUUCUGUUGAAGGCAAAGUGAAAGGCUCUUUAAGGCGGAGUUUAAGAUGGUUUAAAGAUAAGUGUACACAAGUUUUAUAUGGAUGGAGGUGA